AUGAAGCCUCAGACUGCUGCUUUCCUUCUCAGCCUUCUCGGUUCUGCCCUGGCUGCCCCCAUUCAGCACGCCGACAAAGGUUCCGAUGUGCAGCCCACUCCUACCGGACAGGGCGCUCCCGGCGGAUUCCUCACUGGCUUUCCCUCCGGUAUCCCCUCUGGCAUGCCAUCCGGUUUCCCCGGUGGUCCCAUGAUGUCUGGAGGAUUCGGUGGUGAAGGCCAGAAUGGGGGCUCGUUCCCCACCGGUGCCAUGCCAUCCGGUGCUGUUCCCACUGGCGCCGCUCCGUCCGGCUUCCCUUCGUUCGGCAAUGGCCCCGCUUCCUCUGGCUCUCCCCAGGGUGAGGGCGAAAGCAACUCCGGCGGCCAAGGUGUUCAGGCCCGCUCUCCCCAAGAUUUUGAGGGGUCUGGCGCUGCUCCUUCGGGUGCUAUUCCCUCUGGUGCCAUGCCCACUGGCGCUGCUCCCUCUGGCUCUGCCGGUGACUUUGGCGGUUUCGGCCAAGGAGGCCAAGGCGAGGAAGGCUCUGGUCCCUCCCCUACCGGCGCUGCUCCUUCUGGCGCCAUUCCCUCCGGAGCCGCUCCUUCCGGCGCUGUCGGAGGCUUUGGCGGCUUCGGACAGGAAUCUCAGAACUCCGGGAACGCCCAGUUCCAGUCCUCUGGCACCUCGCCUUCUGGCGCUUCCCAUUCCGGAUCGGCAAACGGUCGUCAAGGUGGCCGUCACCGGGGUCAUCACGGCAAGAGCUCUGGCGCGUCUCCAUCCGGUGCCGUUCCUUCCGGCGCUGCUCCUUCUGGUGCCGCUCCCUCUGGCGCUGCGGGAGGUUUCGGUGGCUUUGGACAGGGUGGCGAGGGCUCCGGUCCGUCUCCUACUGGCGCUGUCCCUUCGGGUGCUGUCCCCUCUGGCGCUGCCGGAUUCGGUGGUCAAGGUCAGGAGCAGGGUCAGGGCCCGUCUCCCACCGGAGCCGCUCCAUCUGGUGUUCCCGCUGCCCAGCCUACUGCUUGA
Molecule: messenger RNA, 996 nt
Organism: Aspergillus thermomutatus
Lineage: Eukaryota; Fungi; Ascomycota; Eurotiomycetes; Eurotiales; Aspergillaceae
Product: extracelular proline-glycine rich protein
Exons: 1
Coding region: 1-996 (331 amino acids)
Source: RefSeq, a predicted model, not a curated record